Molecule: messenger RNA, 1340 nt
Organism: Pneumocystis murina B123
Lineage: Eukaryota; Fungi; Ascomycota; Pneumocystomycetes; Pneumocystales; Pneumocystaceae
Exons: 3
Coding region: 1-1233 (410 amino acids)
Biological process (GO): glucosylceramide biosynthetic process
Cellular component (GO): membrane
Molecular function (GO): ceramide glucosyltransferase activity
Source: RefSeq, a predicted model, not a curated record
AUGGUAUUUUUAGAAAUAUUUGCAUGGACAGUUUUAACUUGGUAUGUCUUUGUUAUUUCCCUUAUAAUACUUGGAUGGGUGACUAUUCGUUCUAUUGAUUCAGAAAGUAUGAUCCAUAAUGAAGAGACUUUAACAGAGACAUUACCGGGUGUAUCUAUUCUGAGGCCUCUUAAGGGUUUAGAUCCCCAUCUUUAUGAUUGUCUGGAAUCAACGUUUGUUCAGAAAUAUCCUAAGUUUGAGAUUAUUUUGUCAGUUGCAGAUGAAACGGAUCCAGCGGUUUCAGUAGCUAAAGAAAUUAUUGUGAAGUAUUCUAAUGUUGAUGCACGGAUUAUUAUUGGUGAUGAAAGAAUUGGUCAAAAUCCGAAGAUUAAUAAUUUAGUACGUUCUGAACGAGAGGCAAAAUAUGAUAUUCUUUGGAUUUUGGAUAGUAAUAUAUGGAUAUCGCAAGGAUGUAUUGAACGGAGUGUUAAAUCGUUAAUGACACCUGGUGUUCAAUUGGUACAUCAUUUACCAGUUUGUAUUGCCUCGUCUUCUCGACCUUCAGUGGGAUCAUGUUUAGAUGAAAUGUUUUUGUCUACAUUUCAUGCAAGGAUGUAUUCUGCAAUUAAUCGUAUUGCGGUUACUCCCUGUGUUAUAGGUAAAAGCAAUUUAUUUAGGCGAAUUUCUUUGUUAUCUCGAGCACCUAAGGGAUUAAAAGAGUUUUCGAACUACAUAGCUGAAGACCAUUUAAUUGCUACGACUUUAUGGACAAGACGAAAAAGUCAUUUUAUGGCGUCAGAAUAUGUAUGGCAGCCAGUUGAAAAUAUUAGAGUUAGCGAUUAUAUUGCGAGACGUAUACGAUGGAUACGCCUUCGGAAAUAUGUUGUCACUGUUCCUACGUUGGUUGAGCCAUUUACAGAAAGUAUAUUAUCUGGUUUUUUGGGAGCUUGGUCGAUUUCUAUUUUAAGUAACUUUAGACAUGUUUAUAUAUUAUGGAUCAUUCAUAUGUUCAUUUGGAUGGUUAUGGAUUAUACACAAUUUAACAUUUUGCGCUCUUCUCUGCCUACUGAAAUUAAAAAUGAUUCCAAUUUGACACCAUGUUGUUAUAAUUUUUUUCAUUGGAUUUGUAUUUGGGUUUUACGAGAAAUAUUGGCGUUUCCUAUUUGGGUUAUAGGUAUUUCUGGUUCGCGAAUUUAUUGGAGAAAUCAGACUUUUACACUUCGUUCUGACAUGACUGCACAGACAGUAUAUUAGAAAACUUAAUUUUUGUAAGAUAAAAAAAGUUUUAAUAUUUUUGUAUGAAUUGGUGUAUUUUUAUUUGUUUCAGUUAUAUUCUUUUUUUGGAAUUGGCUGAUAAAUGG